AAAAAAAAAAAACCAGAAGCUUUUGGCACCACAUUGCCGCCAUUGCUCUCUAUCUCUCUCUCUGCACGAAUUCAAGACGAAGGUGAUCUCAGUUUCGUUCUAAAUAUGCAUUUCGCAAAGCUCGAUGAUUCGCCUAUGUUCCGCCAACAGAUACAGGGCUUGGAAGAAGGUGCAGAGUCAUUGAGGGGAAGAUGUAACAAGUUUUUCAAAGGAUGUCGAAAGUACACAGAAUGGCUUGGAGAAGCAUAUGACGAGGAAAUUGCUUUUGCAACUGCCCUUGAAACUUUUGGGGGAGGGCAUAAUGAUCCAAUUUUUUCAGCUUUGGGAGGCCAUGUUAUGACCAAAUUCACAAUUGCAUUAAGAGAAAUUGCAACGUACAAAGAAGUUUUCCGGUCACAGAUAGAGCACAUGCUAAAUGAUAGGCUGUUGCACUUAGUCCAUGUUGAUCUCCAUGAUGUCAAGGAAGACAGAAAGCGUUUUGACAAGGCUUCUCUUGUAUAUGAUCAGGCACGCGAGAAGUUUCUAUCAUUGAGGAAGAGCACUAGAAUGGAUAUAGCUGCUAGUAUAGAGGAGGAACUGCACAAUGCAAGAUCCUCAUUCGAGCAGGCCCGCUUCAACCUGGUUACUGCUCUCUCUGAUAUUGAGGCGAGAAAGAGGUUUGAAUUUCUGGAAUCUGUUAGUGGGGUGAUGGAUGCUCAUCUUCGUUACUUCAAACAGGGAUAUGAGUUACUGCACACAAUGGAACCCUAUAUUCAUCAGGUUUUGGCUUAUGCACAACAGACAAGAGAAAGUUGCAACCAGGAACAGGUAUCUCUCAAUGAAAGGAUACAAGAGUAUAAAAGGCAGAUUGAUCGCGAAAGUAAUCAGUCCUUGAGUGGUGUCCAGAGUUCUCCCAAUGGAGAUGGUGUGCAGCCUUUCUCUAGGAAAUCACAUAAAGUGAUAGAGGAAGUGAUGCAAUCUGCUGCAAAGGGGAAGAUACAAACAAUUCGGCAAGGAUAUCUCUCAAAACGUUCCUCCAAUUUAAGAGGUGACUGGAAAAGAAGGUAUUUCAUUCUUGAUAGUCGAGGGAUGCUGUACUACUAUCGCAAACCAUGGAAUCGGCCAUAUCAUGGGGGUCAAUCUUCUCCACAUAAGCAUGGUUCCUCUGAAAAUGGCUCUGGGCUUUUGAGCCGUUGGCUUUCAUCUCACUACCAUGGCGGUGUACAUGAUGAAAAAACCGUUGCACGUCACACCGUGAACUUGCUGACAUCAACAAUAAAGGUUGAUGCUGACCAGACAGAUUUAAGAUUCUGCUUCAGGAUUAUAUCACCUACGAAAAUCUACACUUUGCAGGCAGAGAAUGCACUCGACCAAAUGGAUUGGAUUGAGAAAAUCACUGGAGUAAUUGCUUCAUUAUUGAGUUUCCAGACACCUGAGAGGCGUCUCUCAACUAGCCCUACGGGAAGCGAUGAUCAGAUCUCUGGAAGUGAGAGUAAUUUAUUAGAAUGUGCUUUUGAUGCUGAUCAGACAAUUCAGGAGUAUUCACCUAAGAUCAGUGCUUAUAAUUAUUUGCGAACCUCUAAAAGUUUGCAAUCGCUCAAGUACAAAAUGAAAAGUGAGAAGCCAAUUGACAUACUGAGAAGAGUAUGCGGUAAUGACAAAUGUGCUGAUUGUGGUGCGCCUGAACCAGAUUGGGCAUCCUUGAACCUUGGCAUUCUUAUUUGCAUUGAAUGUUCUGGUGUUCAUCGUAAUCUUGGUGUACAUGUAUCAAAGGUCAGAUCACUGACACUUGAUGUGAAAGUAUGGGAACCUUCUGUCUUAACCUUGUUUCAAUCACUAGGCAAUACUUUCGUAAACUCGGUUUGGGAGGAGACGUUGUAUUCAAAAAGUACUUUGCAGGCUGAUAACAUGCCUAUAGGUUUUCCCAAGGCGGAUAGAAAUGAGCCAUUUCUUAUGAUAAAGCCCUGUUAUGAUGAUCUUAUUUCGAUAAAGGAGAGGUUUAUUCAUGCAAAGUAUGAAGAAAGACUUUUUGUUCGUCGUACGAAAAACAAUCAGAAGUUCCACUCAAUGGAGCAACAACAGUUGUGCAAAAGUGUCCGUGCUAAUGACAAGAAAGCAGUUUACCGCCAUAUUAUCAGCUCCGAAGCAGAUGUUAAUGCUAUAUGUGGGCAAGCAUUAGAUGAUAUUUCUGAAGACAAGCCUUCCUCAAGUAAUUCAAACUCACUCAAUAAAAGUGAAGUUCAGCCACUGGAGCACACCCCUAAGGGCUCUUCCCUGCUUCACCUAGCCUGCCAAAGUGCUGAUAUUGGCAUGGUGGAGCUACUUUUACAGUACGGUGCAAACGUAAACACUUCUGAUUUAAAUGGUCAAACACCACUGCAUUGUUCCGUUAUCAGAGGCAAUACUUCUAUUGCAAAGAUGCUUCUUAUGAGGGGAGCUGAUCCUCAUGCCAUUGACAGAGAAGGUAAAACACCAAGUGAGCUUGUAUCAGAAUCAGCCUCCAAUGACAAGAUGCUUGCUCUUUUAACAAACUCAGGCAGAUGAUGGUUUAAGAUGGAAACUUGAUUGCAUAAUUAUGAAUACCAGAAGAGACUGAAAAUAUGGGAAUUAAUAUCCCUAUGGUAUCGUAGGAAGAGCCAAAAUGUAUUUGGAUUAACAGAGCUUGCAGGUUUGUUUGCUGCGCCAGACCGGCUUAUCUCUUCAAUAAAUGUAGGUCAGUUUAGUUUUGUGAGUUGAGGUAAAUAGAGGCAGUUUGAUUUGCUUUGUAUCUGUUUAUGUACUUUUUUUGUUCUAUAUGAUUUGAUUUUCUGUACAGAACUUUAGGAAGUUUUAGCAGAAUAUUUUGUUGGUGUAUGUCGAUCAGUUUAGUUUUGUGGGUGGAGAUAAACUUAGGCAAUUUGACUUGCUUUGUAUCAGUACGUACUUUUUAAGUUCUAUUCGUUUUGCUA
This is a messenger RNA of Prunus avium (sweet cherry), 2927 nucleotides long. The record is from RefSeq and is a predicted model, not a curated record. Lineage: Eukaryota; Viridiplantae; Streptophyta; Magnoliopsida; Rosales; Rosaceae.